Aquila chrysaetos chrysaetos is the source of this 1118-nucleotide messenger RNA. RefSeq lists its product as uncharacterized. The record is from RefSeq and is a predicted model, not a curated record. NCBI's taxonomy places the organism in Eukaryota, Metazoa, Chordata, Aves, Accipitriformes, Accipitridae. Bases 414 to 1118 code for a protein of 234 amino acids. The transcript has 2 exons.
GUGGGUGCUGUCACCCCACAGAGCCACCAUCCUGCCACGGGGCCCGGGGAGCCGCUCCUGGUCUCUGUUCCCUGCCGGGGACAUCUCUGCUGGGCAGAGAGCAGCCGGUGGAAGGGAGCAAGGGGCAAAUCCAGACAUUUCUGUGCCCACCUGCGGCACUGCCACAUCCCCAGGCUGCCAAGGAAGCCCCGGCCGAGCACAUGGAGCGCGGGUGGCCCUGGCCCCGUGCGAGGACGGCCAGCCGUGCCACCAUCGCUGCCGUGGUGGCUCAGCCCAGCCGGGCACGGAUGGAAAGAGCCGUGGGUUUGCAGCCAUCUCCCCCUUCCCGCUCCAGGUCUGGGGUCCCCUGGGUCCCACACUGGGCUGAGGGGGGAGCCUGGGGGUGAGGGCUGGCUUGGGGACAGGCUGGGGACAUGGAGGGGGCUCCUCAGUGCAGGGAAAAGGGGUCACAGCGGGAGCGGGCAGCACCAUGGCAGGGACCGGAGGGAGGGGGAACGGUGCCCAUCCGACCCUCCGUACUGGUGACCGCAGACGGACCGUGUUCGGAUCUCAGCCGUGGCCAUCGCCACCCCGUCCCCAUCCCGUGGGAGCCCUGGGCUGCGGUGGAGGGGCUGGCUGUGCCCGGGACACCCCCCAGCUCUGCAGGAUGCCCAGCCAGGGCUGGGGGGGGGGGCUGGCUGGGGGGGGGCCGAGGUGUGGGGCCACGCCAGGCGCUGACCCCGAGCCGCUUGCUGUUUCCUGCCUUCUGGCUGUGCCGUGGUCCCUGGGGACCGGGAAGUGUCUGCGAUGGUCGGGAUGGUGUCGGUCCUGAAUCCAUUCUCAGCUACUGCCGUUUCCUUCCUGAGCUGCAAAUAACGGAUACCGCGACGGCAGGAAAAUCUGCAACUUUCCUGGAAACUUUCUUCAAAGCGGAUCAAAGAUGCCGGGAAGCGACUGCAAAACAGCAGCAGCUGAUGAUCCCCGUUCCCCUCUUCCCCGCCUCGGCCCCGUAUCCCUGGCUGGGCUCCCCCCCCGCCCCAGGGUGCCUGUGGGGUCCCUGGCAGAGCCGGGUCCUGUCCUGGCAGCCGCUGGCACCGCGGUGGCAGAGCGCGGUUAAAGUCCUGGGGGGUGUGUGGUGA